Chenopodium quinoa (quinoa) is the source of this 956-nucleotide messenger RNA. Its product is annotated as RNA-binding protein cabeza-like. NCBI's taxonomy places the organism in Eukaryota, Viridiplantae, Streptophyta, Magnoliopsida, Caryophyllales, Amaranthaceae. The transcript has 2 exons. The record is from RefSeq and is a predicted model, not a curated record. Bases 47 to 676 code for a protein of 209 amino acids.
CUUUUAAGCCCCAUACUUUAGUACGUAUAAAAAGGAAAGAGUUAGCAUGCGGUUUACGGAAGAUUUUGUGUUAAAAGUAGAAGAAGAAAUAAAAAUGGAAGAUAUUGCUAUAGAAAAUGAGACCUUCAUUAGGCCUUCUAAGAUUGAAAUUAGAGGGAGAGAUGAAGGGGCUAACCAUGAAGACGAGCAAGAGAAGGAGAAGAGGCAGAAACUCGAAGGUGGCGGCGGUGGAGGUGGUGGUGGUGGUGGGUUAUUAGAUAAUCUUUUGUCUAAAUUAACCUCUCCUAGGCCUACUACUGAUGAAGAUCAUGCCUUAGGGGUUAAUAAUGAUCAUCAUGAGAACGGCGAUGCUCGUGAAGGUGGUGGUGAUGGAGAAGGUGGAGGUGGAGGUGGCGGUGAAGGCGGAGGUGGUGGUGUGAUUAAUAAUCUCAUAUCGAAUCUGUUUCCUAAAAGAAGUGAGGGUGAGGGUGAAGAUGUGAAAAAUGAUGGUGGUGAGGAGAGAUUGGAGGGUAGAAAUGAGGAGAAUGAGGUGAUUAAGAAGGUUGAAGAAGAGAGUGAAGGUGGCAAUAAUAUUAAUAGUAAUGGUGGAAGCCUAAUCUCUAAUCUUGUUCAAGAUGUUGCGGCUCCAGAAGGGGAUGAAGCGUCCAUUCUAAUUCAAUCCAUUGUUCAUGACUAGUUUUAUAUUCUCUGUUUUUUCCCUUAGCAAUCUUAAUUUAGUUUUGCUUAGUGUUCUAAUCUUCAUUGGUUGAUGUUAUGGGGUUUUAGAUUAUUUAAUGCUCUAAAGUAUAAGAAGAUUGGGAUUUUAGAUUGUUCUUUAACUACGCAUGUAUCACUUCCAAGGAACAUUGUAAUAGAAUUCAUUGCAAUUGGCAAAUGUGAUUAAUGUAACCUAGAUCGUACUGUGUUGACCACUUGAUCAGUAUAAUCACUCAUUUAGGCUAUAUUUUAUUCGGUUA